Messenger RNA from Trichosurus vulpecula (common brushtail), 1724 nucleotides. It is a transcript of the gene COL23A1, whose product is annotated as collagen type XXIII alpha 1 chain. The record is from RefSeq and is a predicted model, not a curated record. The transcript is spliced from 29 exons. NCBI's taxonomy places the organism in Eukaryota, Metazoa, Chordata, Mammalia, Diprotodontia, Phalangeridae. Bases 1 to 1626 code for a protein of 541 amino acids.
AUGGGCGCGUGGGAGCCGGGCGCUCGGAGAGGCAGCCCCGCGGGGGCUCCCGCGUGUCCCGCGUGGGGCGGCGGCGCGGCGGCGCUGGCGCUGAGCGCGCUCUGUCUGCUGCUGUCCCUGGGCUCGGUGGCCGCCUGCCUGCUGCUGAACGCCCGGGCGUCCGAGCUACAGGGCAGGGUGUCGGCGCUCGAAGAGGAGCAGCAGCGGCGUGCGGGCUGGGGGCCCCCCGAGGCGCCCGGCGCCCUCAUCUCCUGGGCCGAGCCCCACCUGGAACGACUCCUGAAGGAGAAGUUGGAAGGACUAGCCAAGCACCGGAAAACCCGAGAAGUCUUACCUGAGUGUCUCUGCCCCCCAGGACCCCCAGGGAGGCGUGGAAAACCUGGAAGAAGAGGAGAUACUGGGCCUGCAGGGCAAGCAGGACGAGACGGUUAUCCGGGGCCACUGGGACUGGAUGGCAAGCCGGGAUUGCCGGGGCCCAAAGGUGAAAAGGGAGAACCAGGAGACUUCGGCCCACGGGGAGAUCGAGGUCAAGAUGGAGCUGCUGGUCCACCUGGGCCCCCAGGUCCUCCUGGAGCCAGAGGGCCCCCAGGAGAUACAGGAAAAGACGGUCCUCGAGGACUGCAAGGCCCGGAUGGUCUAAAAGGAGAGCCAGGACCAGGAGGCAUGAUGGGCCCGAAAGGACCUCCAGGACUCAAGGGUGAACCUGGCAUGCCAGGAAGAAAGGGAGAUGACGGAUUGCCAGGACAACCAGGACUCCAGGGAUCCAUCGGGCCAAAGGGAGAGGAAGGGAGUCCAGGGCCUCAAGGACAGAAUGGAACUGAUGGAUCACCAGGAGCCAAGGGGGAGCCUGGUGAGAGAGGAUCUGACGGCUUCCUUGGGCCCAGGGGUCCACCUGGCCUGAAAGGUGAACAAGGAGACACAGUAGUGAUCGACUAUGACGGCAGAAUCCUGGAUGCUCUGAAGGGUCCUCCGGGUCCUCAAGGCCCGCCUGGUCCUCCAGGAACCCCUGGAGCAAAGGGAGAGCUUGGAUUGCCUGGUCCUCCUGGAGUUGAUGGAGAAAAGGGGCCAAAGGGCUCUAAAGGAGACCAGGGACAGCCAGGACUGAUGGGACCCAAAGGAGAAAUCGGAGAAAUGGGCUUGUCUGGCCCCCCGGGUAUCGACGGCCCCAAAGGUGAGAAGGGAGAAUCAGGGUCUGCGAGUCUUCAGGAGAGCCUGGCCCAGAUUCUAGCAGAACCAGGGCCACCUGGCUUACCUGGUCCCCCAGGUCCUAUGGGUCUUCAGGGAAUCCAAGGUCCCAAGGGCUUGGACGGUGCAAAGGGGGAGAAGGGUGCCACCGGAGAGAAAGGCUCCAAUGGGCUGCUUGGACCAGCUGGCCCACCUGGCCUAAUUGGAUUACCCGGAACAAAAGGAGAGAAGGGCAGACCCGGUGAGCCAGGACUGGAUGGCUUCCCAGGACCCCGAGGAGAGAAGGGAGAGAGGAGCAAACAAGGAGAAAAGGGGGAUCGAGGGGUUCCUGGCAGAAAAGGAGCAAAGGGGCAGAAGGGAGAGCCUGGGCCCCCUGGAUUGGAUCAGCCGUGUCCAGUGGGGGCUGAUGGACUACCUGUGGCAGGCUGCUGGCACAAGUGAUGCCAGCUCCUCUCACCUGAAGCUUGUACAUAUUCAUGUGACAUACUUCGCUCUACUUAAUUUUUGUAAAAAACAAACAAAACAAAACAAACAGUAAU